GGUGGGGAAGCCGCCGGCUGGGCGGGCGGGGGAGGGCGCUCCAGCCGCCGCGAGUGAGGAGCGGCCGCCGCCUAUUCCUCACGGGCGGCGCGGACGGGACUGGCCGGGGAACGCCGCGGGCGGAUGGAGGCGCCCUCUUGCCCCUCCUGAGCUCAGCUGGGCUAGAGCCGAGCGGAGGGCCCGCCUCCUGCCGCCGGAGCGGCCGCGCGAGCAGCCGGAGGAGGAGCGGCGGGCGCCGGGCUGCUCCCCGCGGGAGCCCCCAGCAUGGUUGACUAUAUUGUGGAGUAUGACUAUGAUGCUGUACAUGAUGAUGAGUUAACUAUUCGAGUUGGGGAAAUCAUCAGGAACGUGAGAAAACUACAGGAGGAAGGAUGGCUAGAAGGAGAACUAAAUGGGAGAAGAGGAAUGUUUCCUGAUAAUUUUGUUAAGGAAAUUAAGAGAGAGACAGAAUCCAAGGAUGACAAUUUGCCCAUCAAACGGGAAAGGCAAGGGAAUGUAGCAAGUCUUGUACAACGAAUAAGCACCUAUGGACUUCUAGCCGGAGGAAUUCAGCCACAUCCACAAACCAAAAACAUUAAGAAGAAGACCAAGAAGCGUCAGUGUAAAGUUCUCUUUGAAUACAUUCCACAAAAUGAGGAUGAACUGGAGCUGAAAGUGGGAGAUACUAUUGAUAUUAGCGAAGAGGUAGAAGAAGGCUGGUGGAGUGGAACCCUGAACAACAAGUUGGGACUGUUUCCCUCAAAUUUUGUGAAAGAAUUAGAGGUAACAGAUGAUGGUGAAACUCAUGAAGCCCAGGAUGAUUCAGAAACUGUUUUGACUGGGUCUACCUCACCUUUACCUUCUCUGGGAAAUGGGAAUGAAACUGCACCUGGAUCAGUUAUGCAGCCAAAGAAAAUCCGAGGAGUUGGAUUUGGAGAUAUAUUUAAAGAAGGCUCUGUGAAACUUAGGACAAGAACAUCCAGUAAUGAAACAGAAGAGAAAAAACCAGAGAAGCCCUUAAUCACACAGUCACUAGGAUCCAAAACUCAGAGUGUGGAGAUAACAAAAAUAGACACUGAAAGUAAAAUUAAAGCUAAAGAAUAUUGUAGAACGUUGUUUGCCUAUGAAGGUACUAAUGAAGAUGAACUUACUUUUAAAGAAGGGGAGAUCAUACAGUUGAUCAGUAAGGAGACUGGAGAAGCUGGCUGGUGGAAGGGUGAACUUAAUGGUAAAGAAGGAGUAUUUCCAGACAAUUUUGCUGUUCAGAUAAAUGAACUGGAUAAGGACUUUCCUAAACCAAAGAAACCACCACCACCUGCAAAGGGUCCAGCUCCAAAGCCUGAGCUGACAGGUGCAGAGAAGAAGUAUUUUCCUACAAAGCCUGAAGAAAAAGAUGAAAAGUCAGUGCUGGAACAGAAACCUUCUAAACCAGCUGCUCCACAAGUCCCACCCAAGAAGCCUACUCCACCCGCCAAAGCCAAUAAUUUACUGCGAUCUCCUGGAACAGUGUACCCAAAGCGGCCUGAAAAACCGGUUCCUCCACCACCUCCUGUAGCCAAGAUUAAUGGAGACGUUUCUACCAUUUUAUCAAAAUUUGAAACUGAGCCAGUAUCAAAACCAAAGCUAGAUUCUGAACAGUUACCACUUAGACCAAAAUCAGUAGACCUAGAUACAUUUACAGUUAGAAGCUCUAAAGAAACAGAUCUUGUAAAUUUUGAUGACAUAGCUUCCUCAGAAAACUUGCUACAUCUUACUGCAAAUAGACCGAAGAUGCCUGGAAGAAGAUUGCCUGGCCGCUUCAAUGGUGGACAUUCUCCAACUCAAAGCCCAGAAAAACUCCUGAAGUUACCAAAAGAAGAUGAUAGUGCCAACCUAAAGCCAUCUGAAUUUAAGAAGGAUUCAUGCUACUCUCCAAAGCCAUCUGUUUACCUUUCAACACCUUCAAGUGCUUCUAAACCAAAUACAGCUGCUUUUCUAACUCCGUUAGAAAUCAAAGCUAAGCUAGAAACAGAAAAUUCCUUGGAUGAACUUAAAGCUCAGAUUGUUGAAUUGCAGUGUGUUGUGGAAGCACUAAAAAAGGAUCAUGGGAAAGAACUGGAAAAACUACGAAAAGAUUUAGAAGAAGAGAAGGCAAUGAGAAGUAAUCUAGAGGUGGAAAUAGAGAAGCUGAAAAAAGCAAUCAUGUCUUCUUGAAGCGACGUGCGCCCAGUGUUCUCAGUGUUCCAGGGAUUCAGAAGCAACACUAUGAACUUCAACUGACUUGUUACUUAAAAAUAACAAAUACUGAUGUCGUGAUAAAGAAAUAUGCGUAUAUGAACUAUUAUAUCUAUAGAAAAAUGUAGGGGGAGGGUGAAUUUUUUAUAUAUAUUUUGUUUUGCCAAUAUGAAAAAAAAGAGGCCUUAUUUCUUAUGUGCUGGGAUUGCAAACUCUUUUGUUUAGUUUGCUUGAAAAUACUACUGAAUCUGUAUAAAAAGGAAAGAAAAUUCAUAAUAGUUUUUUUAAUUGAAACUUGUAGUAUUAUUUUUAAAGAGAUCUAUACUAUAAAUAUGGUGAUAUCUUUACGAAUAAUCUGUAAAAUAUACCAUUUGAGAGGGACAGUUUAGCUUUAUAGUAACUAUAGUCACUACUUUUCCCAUAAAACAUAAGGGAUAUAAACUUUGUAUAUAUAUAUUUUUUAUGUUUAGCUUCUUACCCAAGAUUACACUGUUGUGCCUGUUUGUUUGCAGUUUGUGAUACUCUGGGUGAUGAAAUAGGAGUUUCCUAGCUACAAACCAGAUUGUCACCCGUGCAUAUAGUAAUAACUAUAAUGAACUAAUCAAAAUAAUUUCUUCAACUUUUGGAAUAUUUUUUUAUUGCUUGCACUAUAGGAUUCAUAAAGGAAUUUACUUAAAAUGUAUUGGAUUGUUAAAUAUAUUGGGGAAAAUAUGAGCUAUAUUUUAAAGUCAUUAGGUCUAAGGAACUAAAAAUGUCAAUUUAACCCUUAACUUGUUGUGCCUAGAGACUACAGCACAUAUAAUAUGCAAACACCAGCCUUAUUGCCGUACUUUUCUGCUUAUUUUACAGGCUCAAAUAUUCCUCAUUUCAUAAUCUUGUGUUUUAAUUCUUCAUGCCCCUCCAAUUGAUUUUUAAUAAUGGUAAUGUUAGAGAAACAAAACUCCAGAACUUUCAGGAUUUCCGUGUGCAGUUUCAUACUUUGACAAGUUAUCAUUAUGUAAAUACUCAGGUUUUACAUUAUGUAAUUUACCUACUAGACUAAACUAACUGGUGGAGAUAUUUGGGGCUGUCAUUUAGGUAACCAGCUUUAUAAAGAGUGUUUAGUAGGUCAUAAAACGUAACAUCACAGCUUAUUUAAAACCAAAUAGUUGGCCAUAUUCAAAAUGCAUUUUCACAAAGUGGGUGAAUAGCAGUUUCUUCACAGUCACUUAUGAACACUUGAACUUUUAAAAAUGUUAUCUACAGAUAAUAUGUCUCAAAAUAUGUGGGUUUAUAUUGAAAGUAGAAAAUUUGAUUAUUUUUGCAAAAAAAAUUAGAUUUUAAGCUUUAUUAUAGCAAAUGACUUUCAGAUUUUGAGUACCAUCUAUCAUGCUUCUAUUUUGUGUUCUUUAAACCCCCAAACCAAUAUUUUUCCUUUAAGUUUUAGUUUUAUAAUACUGAAAUCUUGUGUUAAUGAAAUUUUGUCAUAUUGUUUCAAAUAAAAGUGAAAUAGAAAAUAAUAGAAACUCCAAUACAUAAUUACUUAAUGUUAAAUUCACAACUCAAAUUAGUGCUUUUGGGGAAAUCAGUGCAUUAAGUAUGUACAUUCUAACUUCUUAAAGUCCUUGGGCUCUUCUGAUGAGGUCACUGCUGAACGAAAUUGUUUAUUCCUGUUCUAAUGUUUAUAAAUGACUUGUCAAAUGAAUGAUCUCCUUCUUCUUAAAUAAAUUAGGUCUUAUUUUCUUUUAAUAUGAAAGUCUUCAGGUAGAAAUAAAAACAAUGUACCCUGGAAAUCACCCUCCAGCUUUAUGACUGGA
Kogia breviceps (pygmy sperm whale) is the source of this 3989-nucleotide messenger RNA. RefSeq names its product CD2 associated protein (gene CD2AP). The record is from RefSeq and is a predicted model, not a curated record. Gene Ontology annotation, biological process: actin filament organization; cell migration. Gene Ontology annotation, molecular function: protein binding. NCBI's taxonomy places the organism in Eukaryota, Metazoa, Chordata, Mammalia, Artiodactyla, Physeteridae.